This is a messenger RNA of Artibeus jamaicensis (Jamaican fruit-eating bat), 945 nucleotides long. RefSeq names its product L-lactate dehydrogenase B chain-like. NCBI's taxonomy places the organism in Eukaryota, Metazoa, Chordata, Mammalia, Chiroptera, Phyllostomidae. Gene Ontology annotation, biological process: carboxylic acid metabolic process. Gene Ontology annotation, molecular function: oxidoreductase activity, acting on the CH-OH group of donors, NAD or NADP as acceptor. The record is from RefSeq and is a predicted model, not a curated record.
AUGUAUUUGAGGGCUGUGGACCCUGUGCAGAGGUGGACACACGCAGCUGACAUUGUUUCCUUGGUGGGACUCUUUAAGAUCUGGAGUGUCUUCUGUCUCCCGUGCACAGUGGCAACUCUUAAAGAAAAACUGACUGCACCAGUUGCAGAAGAGACCGUGGUCACAAACAAUGAGAUCACUGGUGGUGUUGGACGAGUUGGGAUGGUGUGUGCCAUCGGCAUUCUGGCAAAGUCUCUGGCUGAUGAGCUUGCUCUUGUGGAUGGACUGGAAGAUAAACUCGAAGGAUAAAUGGUGGACCUGCAGCAUGGGAGCUUGUUUCUUCAUAUACCAAAAAUUAGGGCAGAUAACAAUUACUCUGUGAACACUGCUGUGGUGGUAACUGCAGGAGGUCACCAGCAACGGGGAGAGAGUUGUCUCAUCCUGGUGCCGAGAAAUGUCAAAGUGUUCAAACUCAUUAUUCCUCAGAUCACUGAGUACAGCUCUGACUGUAUCAUAAUUGUGGUUUCUAAUUUAGUGGGUGUUCUCACCUAUGUUACCUGGAAACUAAGUGGAUUACCUAAGCACUGUGUGAUUGGAAGUGGAUGUAAUCUGGAUUCUGCUAAAUUUUGCUACCUUAUGGAUGAAAAACUUGGCAUUCAUCCAAGCAGCUGCCAUGGGUCGAUUUUGGGAGAACACAGAAAUCAAGUGGAUGUGGUUGACUUAAGUAGUCAGCUUCAGUAUGUUUACGGUUAUGAACUUAUAAAUCAGAAUUAUAGUUUAUACCUCAGACUCUUCUACAUGAGAUCUGGUUACUGUGAAAUAGGCCCUCGGAUCAUUAUCUCUGUAAGCCCUGAUAAUUUUGAUAAAUAUAAUUUUUCUACACCCACAAAACUGAGACAGGUUACAGCCCUAACCCUGAGCGAGCCCUUUAAAGCAGCGCCAACCUGUGAAACUUUCUACGACUGA